AUGCCUUCACAACAAUAUAAUACACAUAACUUGCCUGCCGGAGUCAUCAGAAAAUCUCAUAGAGAAGUUAGAUUUGGUGCUUACAUUUUAGGCUCCACUUUAGGUGAGGGUGAAUUCGGUAAAGUCAAGUUAGGUUGGAGAAAAGACGGAAAGCAGCCUUUGCAAGUGGCAAUCAAAUUGAUUAAAAGAGAAUCUAUUCCUAGAGGUUCUGAAAGAGAGUCUAAAGUCCACAGAGAAAUCAAUGCCCUUAAGAAAUUAUCGCAUCCAAACAUUGUUCGUUUAGAAGAAGUUUUGCAAAAUGAUAAAUAUGUUGGCAUUGUACUUGACUAUGCUUCUGGUGGUGAGCUAUUCGAUUAUAUUUUCAACAAUAAGCAUUUGAAAGAUUCCAUUGCCUCCAAAUUAUUUUCCCAGUUAGUGAGUGGUGUUGACUACAUGCAUUCAAAAAAUAUCGUUCACAGAGAUUUGAAACUCGAAAAUUUGUUGUUAGAUAAAAAUAAUAACAUCAUCAUUACCGAUUUCGGUUUCGUCAAUAGCUUUACACCAGGAAAUGAACUUAUGAAAACUUCUUGUGGCUCUCCUUGUUAUGCUGCUCCAGAAUUGGUGUUGAAAAAUGAACCAUAUGAGGCGAGAAAAGUCGACGUCUGGUCUUGUGGCGUUAUUUUGUACGCUAUGUUAGCCGGUUAUUUGCCAUUUGAUGACGAUCCAGAUAAUCCUGAAGGUAGCAAUAUCUCCAAGUUGUACAACUAUAUUAGCACAACAGAAUUGACUUUCCCAGAAUAUGUGCAACCAUUACCUAGAAAUUUGCUUAGAAAUAUUUUGGUCCCGGAACCAAAAUACAGAUACAAUUUACAACAAAUUAGACAGCAUUCCUGGUUAGCCCCAUAUGCUCUUUAUUUAUCCGUCACUCCAGAAGAGUGGGAUAGAAAUGCAAAACUUAAUAGACAUCAACAACUUGUGUCGCAACAACAAAAGGAGCUCUACUUGAAGCAACAAAAGCAGCAACAACGCUCUUCAAGUGGAGGAGCUAAUGGCAGAGCAUCAAACACUACUCGUUCAUCUAAUGGUAGUGCAGCGAAUGUUAGAGCGAGACAGAUAAAUCCAAGAGCCAAUAAUCGAUACUCCAUGGUUGAACCAACUACAUCAUCUUUUGCCAUUGCAAGUAAUAAUGCUGGUAUGAAUAUCCCACCAUCAUUACCUCUGGCUGCAUCUAGGGGUCCUCCAAGAUCAUACUCUUCCCACGAAGUUUCACAACCUACUGCAUCAUAUUCACCUCCUAAUUCUAAUGGUUCAGCGACAUUGGUCAAUAUGCCGCCUUCAAAAUCUUCCGCCUCAAUUAAAUCUUUAGGGGAGAAUGCCGUGGCCAAUAGCGAUACCUUAAUCCAAGGAACUAAUUCGUCACUGUCAAGCGCUAAAAACAAAACUGCCCAAGGUGUUUUGCUAGAUAUGGUAAAUGCUGAUAGAAGGAACAGUAUCUACUCUGUUAGUGAAUCUAGUGAAGUGCCACUUGAAAAGUAUAAGCCAAUUCCAAGCUCUUCUAACAAGACCCAAGGCUCUUCAGUUAGAAAGAAUAAAUUUAGCCAGAAGAUGUUUGACAAAGAUCCUCAUUCUAAGCCAAGACCUUCAUCUUAUCAUCCAGGCUUGAUGUUACCAGAUGGGCCAUUGAAUUUGGACUUUAGCUAUUUGAACCCAAAGAGCACCGAAAAUGUUGCUGCAAAGGCUUGCGGCCCUUCAAUAUCACCAAUUAAUUCUAUUAAUGAAAAUGAAGAAAGUUCCAAGAAAACCUAUAAUGGUACUGAGUCACCAUCUAAAAUAUUGGAAGAAGAUCAACCAACUGAAGAAGUUAAGCCUCCAACUCCAGUCAAAGAAUCACCAGAAGAAACUUUUAACAAUUCAACUCCAACCAAAGCCAACGCGAAUGCUCCUACGUUUGCUUCACACUCAGUGUUUGAAAACAUUUUCGGCAACAAGAGUAAACCAGCCGCACCUUCAUUUGCUAGAAAUCAAAAUGUUGCCAGUAGUCCAAAGAGUAAUAUUAGUAGUGGCUCAUAUGCCCCUAAAGAAACAAAGUCGUCCUAUGGUGGUGCUUCGCCUCUUGCAUCAAAAUCUUCGCCUGUUAAAGAUUACGACUUGAUAACUAACGGUGCGCCUCCUUCUCCUGAAAGUCUUGGUGACAAGAAAACUAAAAGAAAUAGCAAAUACGGUGCAUUGGGCUUACUUGGCGAAAGUUCCAAUAAACUUAAUAUUCCAAGAUCACAAUCCACUAGACUUAAGUCUUCCGGAUCCACUUAUACUACUGCCAGCAUCAAGAGCGAGAAGAAGAGAUUCAGCAUAUUCGGCUCAUUUACUGGCUUUGGUAACGUUUAUGAUGCGCCAUACAAUGAUACCGAAGAUAAGGUUUCCAAUAGUAUCUACCACAAGCAAUCAAAGAGUGUUUCAUUUGGCAGAAGAUCCUCUAUGAUGGGUAGUUCUAGAAAUAGAAGUUCAAGUAACGUUGUUUUCCCAACUGCGGAAAGACAUCAAAAUGAAAGCAUCCACACAGGUUCCAGCACAUCAUCCCCAACAAAGCAAAGAGUUAAAAGUGUUAUUGUUGCAUCUAAUAGAAAGGUUAGUGAGAAUACUAGCACCACAAAGAAAGUCUUAGAUUUCUUUAGAAGAAGAAGUGUUGUGAAAGCAAGCUCAUGA
Messenger RNA from Saccharomycopsis crataegensis, 2682 nucleotides. Its product is annotated as protein kinase. Gene Ontology annotation, biological process: intracellular signal transduction; protein phosphorylation. Gene Ontology annotation, molecular function: ATP binding; protein serine/threonine kinase activity. NCBI's taxonomy places the organism in Eukaryota, Fungi, Ascomycota, Saccharomycetes, Ascoideales, Saccharomycopsidaceae. The record is from RefSeq and is a predicted model, not a curated record. Gene Ontology annotation, cellular component: cytoplasm. The transcript has a single exon. Bases 1 to 2682 code for a protein of 893 amino acids.